Messenger RNA from Orussus abietinus, 809 nucleotides. RefSeq lists its product as uncharacterized. The record is from RefSeq and is a predicted model, not a curated record. Lineage: Eukaryota; Metazoa; Arthropoda; Insecta; Hymenoptera; Orussidae. Bases 222 to 536 code for a protein of 104 amino acids. The transcript is spliced from 3 exons.
CAAUCUAUGAAACCACAUUCAUUAUUUGCGUAAACUCGCUGUGUGUACUUCCCACUAUUGUUAGAAUAUUAAACAUUUUGGUGGGGGAAGAAAGCAAAACGGGACUAUAUAGGCAAUCGCAUUUGGGAAUGGGCAUUCGUGAACAAUUUUCAGCCAGGCACUUUUUCGAAGUAUAAUACCUGCUACGGAAAAAAUAUACAACUAAUCGUCUACAGAACAUCAUGAUGAAGUAUAUCGUUCUUAUAUCCAUGCUCUUCGUUCUCGGAGAGUCCCAGCGACCAUUUUAUGCAGGAAUUGGAAGAUAUCCCGGUGUUCAUCCUAGAUUUACAACUACAACAGCGUCGCCAAUAAAUGAUUUGUCCAGAAAUCGUUUUAACGAAAUAGAUACCGACAAGAGGAAUCCUGAGUUACAGCCUACAUAUCAGGUUCCCAGCGAAGUGGAAAAAUCUAAAACAAACUCACGUUUUGAUAACGGAGACAAUUUGGACAGAAGAUAUUUUUUAUAUAGACCUCGUGGAACACCGAUCUAUUAUUAAAUCCGAGGUCCUCUAUUCGAAAGGAUAUAACGUGAUAAGCGAUUGAAUUUUAAUUCUAAUUUUUAAAUGGAAAAUCGGAUACACGCUAAAGUUUGCGUCUCGCCUGUUCAUAAUAAUACUCAAAGUGGACGAAACACUACGCAGGGUAUAGUUUUACGAUGAUUGCGUACUUAAUGUCCGUUUUUACUUAUUGUGAAUAUUUAUACAUGUAUUAUUUAUCGACAAAGGGGUGAAUUUAACGUUCCGGGUGAACAUUAAAACUCUAAUAUAAUA